Messenger RNA from Acanthosepion pharaonis, 777 nucleotides. Lineage: Eukaryota; Metazoa; Mollusca; Cephalopoda; Sepiida; Sepiidae. The record is from the annotation of a GenBank genome assembly.
AUGUGCGCUGCCGCUACAUGGGGAUAUGAUAAGGGCAAUGGGCCCAGCGUCUGGUACAAAAACUUUCCGAAGGCUGGCGGAAACCGACAGUCCCCAGUCAACAUAGACUCAAAAACCUGUAAAUCUCAUACAUUUAGCCAUCCGCUCAAGGCCAAUUAUUCGAGUGAAGCCAACAUGGAAGUCACCAACAACGGAUUCACUUUUGUGGCUACAAUUAAAGGAGAAAACACUAUAAGCGGCGGUCCUUUAGAGACAACUCCUUACAAACUGCAUAGUUUCCAUUUCCACUGGGGAUCGGAUGAUUCGCACGGAUCUGAACAUACCAUUGAUAAUAAAUCAUACCCUGCUGAACUUCAUUUGGUACACUGGAAUUACCAAAAGUAUCCAGAUUUUGCCGAAGCAGCAGCAGCUGAAGACGGACUCUCUGUUCUUGGGAUCUUGCUGAAAGUUGGAGAGGCUAACCCAGUGUUGCAAGCCUUGUGUGAUGCCAUGGACAAAGUACAGGCCUGUGAUUCCAAACACACACUUGAUCAAGCUUUUGAUCUUGCCAGCCUUGUUCCAGAAGACUCAAUUAAGUUUUUCACUUACCCUGGCUCCUUAACAACACCUCCCUGCCAUGAAAGUGUCACAUGGCUUGUGAGCAAAGAAAUGCUUUCUUGCUCAAAAGAACAGCUUAGUCACUUUCGUGCUUUGAUUGGCAAAAACACUGCUCCACUAGUGAAUAAUUAUCGACCUGUGUUGGCUCUCUGUAAUCGCAGUGUGUGCAGCUGUGACUGA